GCUAUUAUUAUUGUUUGGCUGUGGUUUCGAAAUUUGAAGUGCUAUUGCAGCAUAUAAUUUCUUUUAAAUUACUUGUUACCGCUUGCCAGAAUGAGCCUCUGUCUUUUAAGAACAGCAUCACUUAUUCAUGAGCGCAUUGCUUAUACAACAUUAUCACCCGCACGUCUAAUUCAUCAGUACAGAAAGCGGCAGUUUGAAAAUCAGACACUGAAGAGAAAUGUUCCCAGUGUUUUAAUUUGUAAUAUGUCUACUGAUGUACCCGAUGAUAAGAAGUUAAGCUAUGAGGAGUUACUUGACCUCAUCAAAAAAAAGGAAGUUACAUUAAUAGAUGUGAGAAGUCGAGUUGAAGUGAAGUCAACUGGAUUGUUACCAAAGAGUUUUCAUAUCCCAGUAAAUGAAUAUGUUACUGCUAUGAAGGUCCCAGAUAAAAUAUUUAAAAAGAAAUAUGGUUUUGAUAAACCAAGACCAGAAGAUCCAAUUGUUUUUGUCUGCUCUACAGGAGCAAGAAGUUACAAAGCUCUGAGAGCUGCUCUUCAUAUGGGCUACAACAAUGCCCGCAUGUUUGAUGGAAGCUUCAGUGAUCUGGCGAAGCAGAUUACAGAUACGUGAUUGAAGCAUGCUGGAUUUUAAAUGACUGCAGCAAAGAAGUUUAUCAACAGACAUUUUUCAAAUAACAUUAUCUACUGGAAAAUUUGCCAUGCAUACUAAUAUACAAAUAUAUAAUCACAAUA
This is a messenger RNA of Schistocerca americana (American grasshopper), 731 nucleotides long. RefSeq names its product rhodanese domain-containing protein CG4456-like. Gene Ontology annotation, molecular function: thiosulfate-cyanide sulfurtransferase activity. Gene Ontology annotation, cellular component: mitochondrion. Bases 91 to 609 code for a protein of 172 amino acids. The record is from RefSeq and is a predicted model, not a curated record. The transcript has 4 exons. Lineage: Eukaryota; Metazoa; Arthropoda; Insecta; Orthoptera; Acrididae.